Messenger RNA from Papilio machaon (common yellow swallowtail), 973 nucleotides. RefSeq lists its product as uncharacterized. The transcript has 3 exons. The record is from RefSeq and is a predicted model, not a curated record. Lineage: Eukaryota; Metazoa; Arthropoda; Insecta; Lepidoptera; Papilionidae. Bases 103 to 912 code for a protein of 269 amino acids.
GCCCUGAACAUCCAUGGCAUACAUUGUGACCGCUUCUCGGACGGCAGUCGGACGCAUCUGCCGUCGUUUAAUUAAAACAAAUCGCGAAAUAUAAAGUGCGAAAUGAAAUUAUUUGUGAUUUUAUCCCUUGCGGCGCUUGUCAGUGCUCAAUAUCCCGCAUCCAAACUCGUUAAGAACAUUUACAAAGAAUGUUUGAGUCAAUAUUCCGUGGAGUGUGUGAAACCAAGAACCCUGGAGUGGAUUUCUCGAGUGGGAAACGAUGAUGAAAUCAAGAUCACCGAUAAUCUGUCCAUCGUCAAGAUGGGAACGCUAGAAGACGAUGAAGAAGUAGACCCUAGGAUGGCCAAGGACCCUGCUUACGCUAUGUUCGAUAAAGUAGACCGCUUUCUCCAAACUCAUUCUAUCAGAGUGAAAGUGCCCGAUGAGAUUGUGAGCUCUUCUGCAUCGGAGUACGUGCCCAGGUCGCUGCUAACAGACCUGCCUUCUGAGCUGAGCAUGCCAUUGGACGGUGAAGAAGAGGUGGAAACCUUCGAAGGCAGGAAGAAGAAGAUCAAGCUUCCCAAACCUUUGAGGAUCAAGAGCAAACACGGUUUCAUCAAGAAGGUGGUCCUGCCCUUCCUUCUCGGUUUGAAGUUCAAGACUGCUGUCCUCGUGCCCCUCGCUCUCGCUAUGAUCGCCCUUAAGACCUGGAAGGCUCUUACUCUUGGUCUCAUCUCUCUUGUUCUUUCUGGUGCUAUGGUCAUCUUCAAAUUCACCAAGCCUAAGGUUGUGAACUACGAAGUGAUCCACUAUCCCCAGCACCAUGUCGAGCAUCACGUAGACCACCACGCCCCAGGCUGGGACUCCCAUGGCCCUUACCAAGCGAGAUCCUACGAAGAAGCCCACGAAAUCGCCUACUCAGGGCAAAUCUAAACCAAAAACAUAUACUAAGCUUUAAAAUAACACGGACCUCUGAUUAAUUUAUUUAUUUAAU